Molecule: messenger RNA, 3660 nt
Organism: Mesoplodon densirostris (Blainville's beaked whale)
Lineage: Eukaryota; Metazoa; Chordata; Mammalia; Artiodactyla; Ziphiidae
Product: trophinin-like
Biological process (GO): negative regulation of transcription by RNA polymerase II
Cellular component (GO): nucleus
Source: RefSeq, a predicted model, not a curated record
AUGGAUAGGAGUAAUGACUCCGAUUAUAAGAUGCCCCCGCUCCAGGGCCCUCUGCCUCCCCCUGGGAGCCUGGGGCUUCACUUCCCUCCAGAUGUACAGGCUGAGACAACAGAAGAAGAUAGUGUCUUGCUGAUGCAUACCCUCUUAUCAUCAACCAAGGACCCCCUGGCUAUGGACCCACCAGUUGCCAACCAGCCUAAGAAAAGCAAGACCAAGAAGGCCCCUAUUAAGGCUAUCACUAAGACAGUACGCGCUGCCCCUCCAGUUCCACCUGCCAAUGUGAUUACCACCAACAAGCCUAAAAUAACUUUUCCGGCUUUAAACCUGCCAAUCAUCCCCCAGAUCAACCAGGCUUCAGCUACCACUGAGGUAGCCAAUACUCAGGCUUCUUCAUUCACCGCUCAGCCUAAGAAAGCCAACAAGACAAAGAGAGUUACUGCUAAGGCAGCCCGAGGCUCCCAAUUUCCAACUGGCAGUGAGAGUGUUACUACACAGAUCAAAUUACCCUUGCAGGCCCUAAACGUGCCAGUCAUCCCACAGACUAUCCAGGCUCCAAUUGCCACUGAGUCAGCCAAUUAUCAAGCCUUGUUAGCCUCCAUCAAGCCUAAGAAAGCUCUCAAGGCUAAGAAGGCUAACAAUAAGGCCAUAGCUAAUGCCACUGAGAUCUCACUGGCUCCAUCCACCAGCUACACAGCUACCACCCAAGGCCAAAUUACCUCCAUCCGAACUAAGAAAGCCUCCAAAGCCAAGAAAGCAACUGUAAAGGGCACAAAUACUGACACUGAACUCCUAGAGGCCCCAGAUGCCAUUGAGACAGCUACCAGGCAGAUUGAGGCCUCAGCAGCAGCUAUCUGGCCCAAAAAAUCCAAGGUCAAGAAGGCUUCCUAUAAGGGCCCAAAUUCUCCCUGUGAGAUCUCUGAGGCCCCACCUGCCAGUCAAAUGGUCACAAAACAAGCCCUAGCAGCCACCCUCCGGGUCAAGAGAGUGUACAGGGCUCGGAAGGUUGACACUAAAGCCCAGACAAGUGAAAACCAGACUCAAAUUGACAAAGGGGCCCAGGUCAAGAUGGCUACCCCUCAGAUCAACAUAAGUGCCCUUGAGACUCAGGUCGUUGCUGCUGUCCAGGCCCUGGCAGAUGACUACCUGGCUCAGUUGAGUCUGGAGCCCACAACCAGGACCCGGGGCAAGAGGAACUGAAAGUCCAAGCAUCUGAACGGGGAUGAGAGAGGUGGUGGUAGUUAUAGGUGGAUUCCAUGGGGCCAGAGGCCUCCGCUAUCCCAAGAUGUGGCCACUUUGCAAGAAAAGGCAAAUAAGUUGGUGAAAUACCUGUUGGUUAAGGACCAGACAAAGAUCCCCAUCAAGCGCUCAGUCAUGCUGAAGGAUGUCAUCCAAGAAUAUGAUGAAUAUUUCCCAGAGAUCAUUGAACGAGCAAGCUAUGCUCUGGAGAAGAUGUUUCGAGUCAAUAUGAAGGAAAUUGAUAAACAAAUUAGCUUGUAUAUUCUCAUCAGCAUUCAGGAAUCCUCUGCAGGCAUCCUGGGAACGAACAAGGACACACCCAAACUAGGUCUUCUUAUGGUGAUUCUGAGUGUCAUUUUUAUGAAUGGCAACAAGGCCAAUGAGGCUGUCAUCUGGGAGGUGCUGCGCAAGUUGGGGCUGCACCCUGGGGUAAGCCACUCGCUCUUUGGGGAAGUGAGGAAGCUCAUCACAGACGAGUUUGUGAAGCAGAAGUACCUGGAAUACAAGAGGGUCCCCAACAGCAGACCACCUGAAUAUGAGUUCUUCUGGGGCUUGUGCUCCUACCAUGAGACUAGCAAGAUGAAAGUUCUCAAGUUUGCAUGCAAGGUGCAGAAGAAAGACCCCAAGGACUGGGCCGUGCAGUGCCGGGAGGCAGUGGAGAUGGAAGUCCAAUCUGCAGCUGUGGCUGUAGCUGAGGCUGAGGCCAGGGCUGAGGCAAGAGCCCAAAUGGGUAUUGGAGAGGAAGCUGUGGCUGGGCCCUGGAAUUGGGAUGACAUGGAUAUUGACUGCCUAACAAGGGAAGAGUUAGGCGAUGAUGCUCAGGCCUGGGGCAGAUUUUCACUUGAAAUUGAGGCCAGAGCCCAAGAAAAUGCAAAUGCCAGCACCAACGUUGACUUCAGCAGAGGAGCUAGCACCAGGGCUAGCUAUAGUGAUGGUGCUAGUAUUAGCUUCAGUGGUGUACCCAACCCCAAUAAUGUCUUUGGUGGCAGAGCUGGCAUUAGCUUUGGUGGCACAUGCAGCACCAGUGCCAGCUUCAGCAGCGUAGCCAGCAUUUGCUUUGGUGGCACACCCAGCACUUGCUCCACUUUCAGUGGUGGAGUCAGCAUUAGCUUUGGUGGUGCAGCCAGCACCAGCUCUAGUUUCAGCAGUGAAACCAGCAUUAGCUUUGGUGGCACACCUUGCACCAGUACCAACUUCAGUGGUGGGGUCAGCUCUAGUUUCAGUGGCCCACUCAGCACCAGUACAAGUUUCAGUGGUGGAGCCAGCUCUGGCUUUGGAGGCAUACUCAGUACCCCUGCUGGCUUCAGUGAUGCACUCAGUAUGAGCACCAGCUUUGGCAGUACACUUGGCACCAGUGCAGUCUUUAGUGGUGUGCUUAGCACCAGCACUGGCUUUGGUGGCACACUCAGCACUAGUGUCUACUUUGGUGGCUCUCCCAGUUCCAGUGCCAGAUUUGGUGGCACACUCAGUACCAGUAUCUGCUUUGGUAGCUUUCCUAGCACCAGCUCUGGUUUUGAUGGUGUACUCAGUACCAGUGUCUCCUUUGGUAGCUCUUUCAGCAAUAGCACUGACUUUGGUGGUACACUAAGCACCAGCUUCUGCUUUGGUGAUUCUCCCAGCACUAGUGCCAGCUUUGGUGGUACACUCAGCACCAGUCUUGGCUUAGGUGGUGCACUCAACCCCAGUGCUGGUUUUAGCAGUGCUGUCAGCAUUAGCACUGGCUUCAGCAGUGCACCCAGCACCAACUCUGGCUUUGGCAGUGUGUUCAGCACCAGUACUGACUUCAGUGGGGCACCUAACACCACUACUGACUUUGGCAGCUCCAGCACCAGCAUUGGCUUUGGUGGAGCCCCCAGCACCAGCUUCUGCUUUGGCAGUGUGUCUAACACCAACCUAUGCUUUGGUGGCCCUCCUAGUACAAGCACCUGUUUUAGUGGUCCUAUCAGUGCCAGUUUUGGUGAUGGACUCAGCACCAGUGCUGGUUUCAGCUUUUGUGAUGGGUUAAGCACCAGCACUGGAUUUGAUGGUGGACUGAACACCAACUCUGGCAUUGGUAGUGGACUGAUCUCCAGUGAUAUCUUUGGUGGUGGGCUGGGCAGCAAUGCUGGUUUGGGCAGCACACUUGGCACCAGUGCUGACUUUAGUAGUGGCCUCAGCAUCAGUGACGGCAUUGGCGGUGGGCCUAAUACCAGCUUCGAUGGAAGACUGAGCACCAUCAUUGGCUUUGGCAGUGGUUCCAACACCAGCACUGGCUUUACUGGUGAACCCCACACCAGCACCGGCUUUAUUGGUGGACCCACUUCUACUGUUGGCUUUGGCAGUGGAUUGAGCACCAAUGCUGACUUCAAUGGUGGACCGAGCAAUGCUGUUGGCUUUGGUGGUGGAGCCACCAGCCUUGGUGCCUGUAGCUUCUCCUAUGGCUAG